Molecule: messenger RNA, 2261 nt
Organism: Eremomyces bilateralis CBS 781.70
Lineage: Eukaryota; Fungi; Ascomycota; Dothideomycetes; Eremomycetales; Eremomycetaceae
Exons: 4
Coding region: 1-1788 (595 amino acids)
Biological process (GO): lipid metabolic process
Molecular function (GO): triacylglycerol lipase activity
Source: RefSeq, a predicted model, not a curated record
AUGUCCCGCCUCCUGAACCCGUUCGGGUUCCUGAAGUCCGUCGUCAACAUCGUCCUUGAAGUCUGCGUCUUCUGGCAGCUGCGACUCUACGCUUGGUGGUUCGAGAAAGCGCCGCAAGAUGCGUUGCUGGAGAAUUUAGGCGAGGCAAGACUGUUUGAAGAAUGGGAAGCAGCGGCUUUCCAGUUGGACGAGGUGCUUGGGUAUGAUUUGUGGCGUCAAAACCCCGCCUCCAAAUCCUACGACUUCCGCCUCAUCUACUCCCGCCUCCAAGCCAUCAUCUCCGCCCGCGAAGACGACGAUAUCCUCACCCUCGUCUCCCUCCUGCGCUCCGGCCUCGUCCGCAAUCUCGGCAACAUCACCACCCCCCGCCUGUUCUCCCGCGCCUAUGCCGGCACCAAGCUCCUCAUCGAAGACUAUAUCACCCAGGUCGCCUUGGCCGUCGACUACGUGACCUCGUACCCGACGUCCGCGAGCCUGGCGAACGGGCUGACGCUCCAGGCGAAGUUGGACGUCCUACACGAUACCCGGCAGGCGUUUGGGCGGUCGGCGCUGGUGUUGCAAGGCGGCUCGAUCUUUGGGCUCUGUCAUUUGGGAGUGGUGAAGGCCUUGCAUUUACGGGGUCUGCUACCCCGGAUUAUUGCGGGGACGGCCACGGGUGCUUUGAUGGCCGCGUUGGUGGGCGUACAUACUGAAGAUGAGUUGCUGGCAUUCCUUAGUGGGGAUGGGAUUGAUUUGAGCGCCUUUGCACAAGGGGAAGGGGCGCAGGAGCAGCGGGAUGGAAAUGGGGUGGACGGCAACAGGGAAGAGGGAAGUGUGGGGGUAAGGGGGUGGGUAGAUUUAAAGACGUUGAAGACGAGGGUUAAGCGGUUUUUGAAGGAGGGACACUUCUUGGAUGUUGGGGUGCUGGAGCAGUGCGUGAGAGCCAAUGUCGGCGACCUGACGUUCGAAGAAGCGUACUCCAGGACGAAACGGGUGUUGAAUAUCACCGUGAGCGCUGAGGGAGGCGGCGUGCCAAACGUUCUUAACUACCUCACGGCCCCUAAUGUGCUCAUCUGGUCUGCCGCCCUCGCCUCCAACACCACCACCUCCUCCCUCUUCCGACCUGUCACACUCCUCUGCAAGUCCGAGUCCGGCGAAAUCCAUCCCUGGUCGACCGCCGAGCACGCCACCUUCCACCCCUGGACGCAUACCGCCUACUCCGAGCGCGAGUCCCCCCUCGCCCGCAUCGCCGAGCUGUUCAACGUCAAUCACUUCAUCGUCUCCCAAGCGCGGCCGUACAUCGUCCCGUUCCUCCGGUCGGAGCUACACCAUCCACCCCCGCCGCGCCGCCACGCGUUCCGGUUCCUCACGCGGCUAAUUCCCCUGCCGCCCAUGAUGAUCCCGCGGUUGGUGGUCAUGGAAUUGCACCAUCGCCUGCAUCAGCUGGACAACCUGUCGUUGCUGCCUCCGUCCAUCCGCCGGUUCCUGCUCGACGAAAACGUCCCGGGCGCGUCGUUGACCCUGGUGCCGGAAAUCAGUGCGCGGGACUUCCUCCGCUUGGUGGAGAAUCCGUCGCGAGAAGCGGUGGAACAUUGGAUCUUGCGGGGGGAGCGGUCGGUGUGGCCGGCCGUGGGGGCGUUGAAAGUGCGCUGCGCGGUUGAGGUGGAGCUGGACCGCGGGUAUCAGUUGGUGAGGAGGCGGAAGCCGUUCGAUAAGAACGGGGGGAGUGCGGUGGAGAGGGUGGUGAAGGAGACGAAUCAAGGGGGGAAGAGGAAGGAGAGGGCGAUGAGUUUGGGGGAGCAUGGAUAAUGUGUACACGAUAGGUUGUUUGCCACGAGGUUAUGAUAUCAUGGAAAUAUGCCGUUCGAGGAACCAUAAAUUGGUGGCUAACAUCAACAUACGCCCCAUCCCCCCAACUAUCAUCUUACGAGAUCACAUAGACUGAACUCAGUGAUACCAUCCGCUCGGACUGGUGCCGAAGUAACGUGGAUGUUCCCAACUUUUAGAGGGGCAGAAGAGGCCAACCGAGUCUAGACGGUGAUUUGAUCGAUCGAUUCAAAGUCUAAAGUAUAAUCAUUGCCUUAAUGACUUCAAUUAUUGCUCUCACGGCUAAGGAGAGGAAACUAAAUUGACUAGGGGUAGAAAUGGGUCCCUAGAGCCGCAGUAUAGACGGACGCAUCACCGAAUCACCGAACGAGCGGAAGAAUACGCGACCUAACGAUAUAUUUCCCGGGUCUCCGAUCAGCCGCCUGAUCGGAUUUUGGAGCUCACAGCUCAAAGCU